AUGGCUGAAACAAAUCCAGAAGUUGAUAUCAGUGAAUUAGCUGAAUACGAAGAAAGUGAUGAAGAAGUUCAAAACGAUGCCGGUGAUGCCAAAAAAAAUAUUUCAGCAAAAGAUACCCACGUUGCUAUGCACAGUAGUGGUUUCCGUGAAUUCCUCUUAAAACCAGAAUUAGAAAGAGUUAUUGGUGAUUGUGGUUUUGAACAUCCAUCAGAAGUACAAAAUGAAUGUAUCCCACAAGCUAUUUUAGGUUCCGAUUUAAUUUGCCAAGCUAAAUCUGGUAUGGGUAAAACUGCUGUCUUUGUCAUUUCAACUUUACAACAACUCGAUAAUAACCCAUCCGGUGUCACCACUUUAGUUUUAUGUCACACUAGAGAACUUGCCUAUCAAAUUUGUGAUGAAUACGACCGUUUCACUAAAUAUUUACCAAACAUCAAAACCGCUGUUAUCUAUGGUGGUAUCCCAGUCCAAACUCAUAAAGAUUUACUCAAAGAAAAGAAACCAAAUAUUGUCAUUGGUACUCCAGGUCGUAUUUUACAACUAGCCAAAGAAGGUGCUCUCUCACUUAAAGAAAUUAAACAAUUUGUCCUCGAUGAAUGCGACAGUUUACUCGAAUCAUUAGACAUGAGAAAAGAUGUACAAAUGAUCUUCAAACUCAUCCCACCAAACAAACAAGUUAUGAUGUUCUCUGCUACUCUCUCUGAUACAGUUCGUCCAGUUUGCAAGAAAUUCAUGAGCAAUCCACUCGAAAUUUACAUUAACGAUGGUUCCAAAUUAACUCUCCACGGUCUCCAACAAUACUACGUCGAAAUUAAAGAAGACCAAAAGAACAAGAAACUCAUUGAUCUUUUAGAUGCUCUUGACUUUAAUCAAGCCGUUAUCUUUGUUAAAUCAGUUCCACGUGCUGCUGCCCUCAACAAAAUCCUUCAAGACAUUGGUUUCCCAUCCAUUUGUAUUCAUAGAGAUCUCUCACAACCAGAACGUAUCGAACAAUACCGUAAAUUUAAAAACUUUGAAUCACGUAUUAUGGUAGCCACCAACAUUUUUGGUCGUGGUAUCGAUAUUGAACGUGUUAAUGUCGUUAUUAACUACGAUAUGGCUGAAUCAGCUGAUACUUAUCUUCACAGAGUCGGUCGUGCUGGUCGUUUCGGUACUAAAGGUUUAGCAAUUUCAUUUGUUCCAUCCAAAGAUGAUGAAGUUCUCACUCAAGUUCAAUCAAGAUUUGUUGUUCAAAUUAAAGAUUUACCAGCCACAAUCGAAAGCUCAUCAUAUAUGAGUGGCUAG
This is a messenger RNA of Dictyostelium purpureum, 1281 nucleotides long. Its product is annotated as DEAD/DEAH box helicase. The record is from RefSeq and is a predicted model, not a curated record. The transcript has 3 exons. The coding region runs from base 1 to 1281 and encodes 426 amino acids. Lineage: Eukaryota; Evosea; Eumycetozoa; Dictyosteliales; Dictyosteliaceae. Gene Ontology annotation, molecular function: RNA helicase activity; RNA binding; ATP binding.